AUGGAGGCACCCAGUAGCCCGACCACUCUGCGCGCGUCUUCCCCUCUCUCAGAUGCUUCGACACACUUCUCUCAUCCUGCUGCUGUUCUUAAAUCAUCCUCGGCUUCUCUUGGAUCGCACACUUCAGUCUCUUCUCCCUCCCUCAAGAAAGGCUCUCGUAUGUCCAGUACAACCGCACCAGUCUCCAAUCCUGGCAAUAUUGUCAUUCCAAGUAAUUCGACUGCCGUACAGCCAAACCGCAAGAGAAAGAAGGAGGAGGACGAGAAUCAAACUAUUGUCGAGCCCGACGUCUUGUCUAGGCCGAAGAACAAGAAAAGACAAAUCAAGAGCAACAUCGUCAAGUCUAACGAGAAGCUACAGCGCAGAAAGCAUCGAAAUAUCGAGGUAUCAGGCGACAUCCCUGCAGAAAGUCAACCAGCGUUGAACGCGCCACGCGAAGAUCCACCCCGGCAUAUCCCUAUUUGUAGUCAAGACAUCGCUGGCUUCGCCUGUCCACUCUGCCAGCCAAUGCGAUCCAACGAGAGUCUUCAUAAUGUCCUUGAUGACCAUGAUGUAAAAGUGGCAACUCCAACGCUCAGAUAUUACCUCUCUUUGACGGAGUGCUCUUAUCCUCCUGGCGACUAUCAUGAGCCGGACCCUGUCCCAAGCACCCAGUCCAUGAGCGUGGAGAUCAAUGUGGCCGGCGACUGGGUUCGCGACACCGAUGACAUCAGCAAGGAGAGCAAUUCUACCAGCGACUGUCUUAUUCUUGAUGGCCAUAAAUUCGCUCUCGAUGGCAUGUAUCUUGGUGAUGGUCCAUUCUACCCAACAUGGCCAGCAGAUGGUGGUGAGUGGAGAGAGCGGCACGGAGGAUUGCUGCUGAGUAGUAAGGGUAGCUGGGUGGACAAGCACGGCGAGUUACUCAAUAUGACAGAGGAAGACUGGCGCACCUAUGAACCCGAUGCCGACCACUGGUGUUUGUUCCCAUCUGACGACACUGAAGAUUAG
Molecule: messenger RNA, 987 nt
Organism: Mycena indigotica
Lineage: Eukaryota; Fungi; Basidiomycota; Agaricomycetes; Agaricales; Mycenaceae
Exons: 3
Coding region: 1-987 (328 amino acids)
Source: RefSeq, a predicted model, not a curated record